Molecule: messenger RNA, 1526 nt
Organism: Drosophila obscura
Lineage: Eukaryota; Metazoa; Arthropoda; Insecta; Diptera; Drosophilidae
Product: BTB/POZ domain-containing protein 9-like
Exons: 2
Coding region: 243-1349 (368 amino acids)
Biological process (GO): circadian behavior; modulation of chemical synaptic transmission; adult locomotory behavior
Molecular function (GO): protein binding
Source: RefSeq, a predicted model, not a curated record
UUUUUUAAACAAUACAUUCGGAGGUUUUACACUCUUCGAUCUCAAGAUCUCACUAAACACAUAUUCUGGAGACACACCUUGGGCCCAUCAAGCGUCCGAACCUGAAUAAUCGGACAAUAAGUCACACACCAGUACCUGAUAAAUGUGGCAACAUAGCUGCGAUCAAACCCCUGUCAUCCAUGCGAUGAUUUAAUCAAAAAAAAAAAAAAUUACUAAAAAGUCCCAAAUAAAAAAUCCGGAAAAUGAGCACCCAGAAAAACAAUACCGACGACAUUCACGGCUUAGCAUCGGACAUGGGCCGUCUCUGCAUGAACGAGCUCUACUCGGACGUGGUGUUCUUGGUGGAGGAUCAGCGGCUUUCGGCCCACCGUCUUGUUCUGGCGGCGCGCAGUGAGUAUUUCCGCGCCAUGCUAUAUGGGGACCUGGCUGAGUCGAAGGAGCGAGAAAUUCGGCUGGAGGUGCCGCUGGAGGCUUUCAAGAUAAUCCUCGAGUACCUUUACUCGGGCAAGUUACCCCUUUCCAUACUGGAUGUGGAUGAGAUAAUCGAUGUGCUCAAUCUGGCGCAUUUUUACGGCUUGGAGUACGUUGAAAGGGCUAUUACCAAUCAUCUCCAGAAGAGUACUGCCGUCAGCAACGUGUGCGUGAUCCUGAAUGCAGCGCGCCGAUACGAUCUGGACCAGCUGACCAAAGAAUGCCUCAAGUUUAUGGACAACAAUGCGGUCAAUCUACUUAAGCACGACUCCAUCAAAAUGCUGUCCAAGGAGUCAUUUGAGGAAGUCUUGCGACGAGACAAUUUCUGUGUUCCUGAAGUGGAAAUCUUUCGGUCUGUAUGCAAAUGGAGGGACAACAAUCCGAGUGAGGACAUCCAGACGCUGUUAUCCCUCGUACGUCUCCCGCUCAUGAGUAAACAUGAACUGCGGCACGUGGUGCAUCCCUCUGGCAUAUUCACACCGGAUCAAUUACUGGACGCCAUUGAUCAAAUCAAUACCGGAAUCAAUCUGCCCCACCGAGCCGUCAUGUUACCGGGGGAAGAUGUGGCAUCCGAAAAGUUUCAUGCGCGCCGUAUCACAGACAACGUAAUGCAGCGAGUCAUCCAGCUGGGACAAGUUUACAAAAUCAACUAUAUUAAAAUAGUAAUUCGUUCAUACGACGUGGAUAUACCGUGCUUUACCGUGGAUGUGUCAUGCGACCAGAUCCGCUGGGAUUCUGUGGGAACAUAUAACUGCUACGAGGACACUCCGGAUGAAAUCCGCUUUACGGCGCGUACCGUUCACUACAUUCGGAUACAAUAUAUUUCAAGGGGGGGGAGGAACACAAAUUGGGCAUUGCAGGCCAAGUACCUUGCGUAGCACUGUGACUGGGUAACAGCUGAGACAGAGACCGUGAUGAUCAGUUCAUUGAGUUCUAAAUACUCUUUAAAUAUAUUUGUAAUGAUUGAAUUGAAAUUACUGUGGUCGUAGCCAUCUCCGCCUGCCACACAAUUUUUGUACCCGUGAAUACGAAUAAAAUUCACUGUACGCAAAGUA